AUGAGUAAGAUUAGUAGCUCAUCGUACAUUAUUGAUGAUGAUCAAAAUCGAUUCGCUAUGGAUUUUUUGUUCGCUCAGUUGAAUACUGGGAAUGGGACAACAUCCAAGCCCUACUCUGAUCGAAAUCUACCUGCAUCUUUCUUUCGACAACCAUCGGCACAUAUUCCAACCAAAGAUCAACACGCUCAACAUACAAAAAAUCAACGUAGUCUACCAGGAAGUUCAGCGAAAGCUACAAAAGGCAACGAUAGCCAUGCACAUUCGAGGACUAUUAGUGACAGUGCUGUACUUAAUGGGCAAGUUGCAAUGAGUUCAAAUUUAUCCCAAAACCAUUGGCAUUCUACGGCACUUCCUUUGCCUGAUGGAUGGGAAGAAAAACUAACAGACAAUGGACAAAUCUUCUAUAUCGAUCAUUUCACUAGAAGUACAACAUGGAAUGAUCCUCGGCCGAACCAUUAUGCAAAAUUUCGAUCGUACUGUGCUUCACUUCAAUUGCCUGAUGAUUAUGUUCAGAAAACCGAUGGCCAUGGACGAGUCUACUUUAUGAAUGUCAAAACUAAACAAACGUCCUUGGUUGAUCCGAGACCAACCUACUAUCAUUCGUUGAUGACUAAACGCUUUGAUGUCCCAUCAGUAACAGUUCCACAAACGGAAGAAAAUCUUGCCGAGAAACUGACCACAAUCGCGAAAGAAAGACAAGCCUUGCAACAACGAACACAAGAAUUAGAAAGAUUAGAAGCUGAAUUACAAGAGAAGAUGCUUCGCUCGCAUGGUAUGAACAAUCUAAUUGCGACCAAUCACACUACUGUUCAAUCAUUACCCGUCGGUUCACUUGCUCACAAACGAUACGAAAGUACCGAUAGUGGCCUAGGAAAUGAUUAUAAUGAUUCGAAUGAAUUAUUUGAUACGGUUUCCAAUUUUUCUGAUAAUCAUCUUUUUCCGGAUUCGACAGACUUUAGAAGUUCACCUAUGGACACACAUUGUGCUGGUCAAACUCCUCAUUCUACUUCUGUGGCAAACAGUUGCCAAAUGAAUACGAAAGCACAUCAAUCGAUGCAGCAAUGGUCUUCCAGUACUCGUUUUUAA
Molecule: messenger RNA, 1086 nt
Organism: Adineta ricciae
Lineage: Eukaryota; Metazoa; Rotifera; Eurotatoria; Adinetida; Adinetidae
Source: the annotation of a GenBank genome assembly